Molecule: messenger RNA, 1110 nt
Organism: Morus notabilis
Lineage: Eukaryota; Viridiplantae; Streptophyta; Magnoliopsida; Rosales; Moraceae
Product: probable S-adenosylmethionine-dependent methyltransferase At5g37970
Exons: 3
Coding region: 1-1110 (369 amino acids)
Biological process (GO): methylation
Molecular function (GO): S-adenosylmethionine-dependent methyltransferase activity
Source: RefSeq, a predicted model, not a curated record
AUGAGCAAUAACACGGCCAUAACGCCUGAAUCAUACCCAAUGAAGGGUGGAGAUAGCACUUACAGCUACGCUAAGAACUCCUCUUUCCAGAAAUCAGCAACAAAUAUUGCAAAGUCUAUGAUCGACGAAGCAAUCACAGAUUAUCUUGACAUAAAAGAUUUCUCUUCAGCAUCAUUGAACAAUAAAUUCCACAUAGCUGAUUUGGGAUGUUCAGUUGGGCCCAACACCUUUAUUUCUAUGCAAAACAUACUUGAAGCUGUUCAACAAAAGUACCAAUCUCAACUAGGUGAUCAAUAUCCUCAUAAAUUUCCAGACUUUCAAAUCUUCUUCAAUGAUCAUGUCUCCAAUGAUUUCAACACACUUUUCUCUUCUCUACCCCCCGAGAGGCAAUACUUUGCGGUCGGUGUGCCAGGGUCUUUCCACGGCCGGUUAUUCCCAAAUUCAUCUCUCCACUUUGUGCAAUCUUCAUAUGCAGUCCAUUGGCUCUCAAACUUACCUGAGGAGUUGCUUGACAAGAACUCCCCCGCAUGGAAUGGAGGAAGAAUUCACUAUAUAAAUGCCGACGAUGAAGUAGGCAAGGCUUAUGUAGCUCAAUUUGCUAAGGACAUGGCAAGCUUUUUGGAUGCCAGGGCUAAGGAGAUAAUGGUUGGAGGUAUGAUGGUGUUGAUCAUGCCUUCAACCCCAAAUGAUGUGCCUCAUUCUAGGAUUCCUUCAGGUGUGAUGUUUGAUCUUCUGGGGUCUUCUCUUAUGGAUAUGGCUAAAGAAGAAUUAAUCAGUGAAGCUCAAGUGGACUCUUUCAACUUGCCCUUGUAUGCUGCUUCCCCAAAGGAGAUGACAGAACUCAUAAAUCAGAACGGGUUCUUUAGCAUUGUGAGAAUGGAGUUAAACAAUCUUUUUUCAUGUAUAGAUAGUCAAACAACUGGAAAAUCAUGUACUAUGCACCUGCGAGCUGCACUGGAGGGUAUAAUUGUCAAACAUUUUGGAAGUAAGGUAAUAGACGAAGUUUUUCAUAGACUUUAUGAAAAAACUCAAGAGUUUUCUGAAAGGCUUGAGUCAAGCUACAAGGAAGGAACUCAGCUUGUUCUUGUGCUGAAACGCAAAUUAAAAUAA